Molecule: messenger RNA, 2551 nt
Organism: Xylona heveae TC161
Lineage: Eukaryota; Fungi; Ascomycota; Xylonomycetes; Xylonales; Xylonaceae
Product: ATP-dependent DNA helicase II subunit 2
Exons: 11
Coding region: 72-2258 (728 amino acids)
Biological process (GO): telomere maintenance; DNA recombination; cellular response to gamma radiation
Cellular component (GO): Ku70:Ku80 complex; nucleus
Molecular function (GO): telomeric repeat DNA binding; double-stranded DNA binding; damaged DNA binding
Source: RefSeq, a predicted model, not a curated record
UCAUUGAGUUAUUUGAGGGGCAGCUUGAUCAAAAAAAUUCAUUUACUCUUCAAAAUGGGUUAUCUUGACUGAUGCUCACCAUGGCCGAUAAAGAAGCAACUGUUUACAUUGUCGAUGUUGGGGCCUCCAUGGGCGAGCGCCACCAUGGCCGCUCCGAGACGGAUCUUGAUUGGGCGCUGCGCUACGUCUGGGACAAGAUCACGAGUACAGUUGCAACGGGCCGGAAAACGGCUACGCUGGGCGUGGUUGGCCUCAGAACGGAUGACACAACAAAUGAACUGGAUUCUGAAGAGGGAUAUGCUCAUAUCUCUGUGAUUCAGCCAAUCAGCCAGAUAUUAAUGCCAGAUUUGAGAUCCUUACGGAGUGCUCUUGUUCCGAGCAGUACUAAUUCCGGAGAUGCCAUUUCUGCUUUGGUGAUUGCGAUUCAGAUGAUUAGCACGUAUUGCAAAAAGUUAAAAUAUCGGCGGAAAAUUAUCCUUCUCACAGAUGCUCGUGGAUCCAUGGAGACUGAGGACAUCGAUGAAAUUACGAAGAAGAUAAACGAAGAUAAUAUUGAGCUUGUGAUUCUCGGUGUUGACUUUGAUGAUCCAGAAUACGGCGUCAAAGAAGAGGACAAAGACCCCAGAAAGGCUCAAAAUGAAGAAACUCUCAAGUCUCUGACUGAAACGUGCGAUGGCGUGUUUGGCACACUUCAGCAGGCAGUCGACGAACUGGGCAUUCCCCGCAUCAAGUCUGUUCGACCAGUCCCGUCCUACAAGGGGCAAUUGACAUUAGGAGACCCAGAAAAAUACGAUUCAGCAAUGAGCAUAGACGUAGAGCGUUACCCGCGAACAAUGGUUGCCAAGCCACCCAGCGCGAGCCAAUUUGUUACAGCCUCAAAUCCAGCUGAUGGGGACGCAAGCAUACAAUCGUCGGCGACGAUGGCUGGCAGCUCAGAUCUUGGCCCGUCUGCUGGUCAAGCGGCUUUGACUAGUGUUAGAAAUGCUCGUACCUAUCAGAUCGAGGACUCUGAAGCGCCAGGCGGCAAACGUGAUGUCGACCGGGAUGACUUGGCCAAGGGCUACGAGUAUGGCAGAACAGCAGUCCAUAUCAGCGAGACUGAUGAAAACAUUACAAAACUGGAAACAAUGGCAAGCUUUGAUAUCAUCGGAUUUGUGCCAAAGGAUAAGUACGAACGAUAUAUGCACAUGUCAACAACAUGCAUUGUCAUUGCGCAGAGAACAAAUGAUAAAGCCCAAAUGGCCUUGUCAUCGCUCAUACAUGCAUUAUGGGAGCUCGAAUCCUAUGCCGUGGCGAGGCUGGUCACAAAGGACGACAAAUCGCCCCUGAUUGUCCUUUUGGCUCCAUCGAUCGAGGCGGACUACGAGUGUCUGCUAGAUGUCCAGCUUCCCUUUGCAGAAGAUGUCCGAAGCUAUCGGUUUCCACCGCUCGACCGAGUACAAACAGUAUCUGGAAAAGUUCUUACCGAGCACCGUAACAUUCCCACUCGCGAGCUCCAGGAUGCCAUGGACACUUAUGUCGACAGCAUGGACCUCUCCACCUUUGGCCGAGAUGACGAGGGAAACCCAGCAGAGUUUAUGCCAAUCGAAGACACCUUCUCCCCCGUUUUACAUCGCAUCGACCAAUGCGUUCGCUGGAGAGCCGUUCACCCAGCUGAACCCAUCCCACCGCCCUACGAGAUUCUCACUCGGUUUUCCAGACCUCCCGAUGACCUUGUCGAACAGGCCAGUGACCCUCUGCGAGACUUGAUCAAGAUUGCAGAUGUCAAGAAGGUCUCACCGCGACAAAAAGGCCGCAAACGCGCACGAGACCGCACCAAACCCUUAUCGGGCCUAGACGUCGACGAGCUUCUGGGCCGCGAAAAGCGCACCAAGAUCUCGCCCGAGAAUGCCGUUCCCGAAUUCAAGCAAAUGCUCGAAACUACAGAGGACCUAGGCGCCAUUCAAGACGCGUCAAAGCAAAUGAGCGUCAUCAUUGAAAACCUGAUACGCCAUAGUGUGGGCGAUAGCGGCUACGGGCGGGCGAUUGAAGCGCUGAAUGCCAUGCGCGAAGAGCUGACCGCGCUGGAAGAACCCACGCUGUAUAAUGACUUUGUGCGCAGUCUCAAGAAUAAGCUGCUCAAGGGAGACCUUGGCGGAGAUAGACGAGACAUGUGGUGGGAGAUUCGCAGGAAUAGGGUCGGCCUUGUUGAUAAGAAGCUGUCGUCAAGGUCGGAGGUCUCGGAGGAGGAAGCUGCUCAGUUUUAUACCUCGAGAUAACCCCCAGGCUUUAACCAUGAUAUCGAACAAAAACUUAAUCUCAAGAUGUCGGUAACAUGUCCAUCCGUGCUUCAAUACCCUACCACCACUCCUCCAUCAUGACCCACACGCUUAACAAUCCCUACGCAGCUUCAUAUUUUCCCAACCUGAGCCGUGACCAUGAGCGUGAGCAAUAUCAGCGCAUUUCAGUUACAUCUAAAGGAAUGAUUUAAAAAGUCUUUCAUUCAUUCGGAGAGCUCGAUUAGCAUUAGCAAGUAAUAUCCACUCCUACAAAUCGAUACGAUCUGUCGGAG